This is a messenger RNA of Haliotis rufescens (red abalone), 645 nucleotides long. Its product is annotated as acanthoscurrin-2-like. NCBI's taxonomy places the organism in Eukaryota, Metazoa, Mollusca, Gastropoda, Lepetellida, Haliotidae. The coding region runs from base 1 to 645 and encodes 214 amino acids. The transcript is spliced from 3 exons. The record is from RefSeq and is a predicted model, not a curated record.
AUGGGUGGUCUAUACGGAGGCUACGGAAUGGGAGGUCUGUACGGAGGCUACGGAAUGAGUGGUCUAUACGGAGGCUACGGAAUGGGUGGUCUAUACGGAGGCUACGGAAUGGGUGGUAUGUGCGGAGGCUACGGAAUGGGUGGUCUAUACGGAGGCUGCGGUAUGGGAGGUCUUUACGGAGGCUACGGAAUGGGAGGACUGUACGGAGGCUACGGAAUGGGUGGUCUAUACGGAGGCUACGGAAUGGGAGGUCUGUACGGAGGCUACGGAAUGAGUGGUUUAUACGGAGGCUACGGAAUGGGUGGUCUAUACGGAGGCUACGGAAUCUGUGGUCUGUGCGGGGGCUACGGAAUGGGAGGUCUUUUCGGAUGGGGGGCCUGUGGAGAGAAGGUGCGACAUCAACAAACUACAAAAGACAAAAUUAUCACAAGGAAAGAACAGAAUAUAAUCCGAUUGGAUGUUGAAGCGGUUCAUGAAAAUGGGGAGUAUGUUACGAAUGAGUUCAGAGAACCAGAAAACCGUGUGGAGGACUUAAAAAAGACAGAGCAGGAGAACCCACAUCAUCUAUGGAGGCGUCCUCCACAAAUCCGUCAACAGCUGGACACCGCUCAGAACGGAUUCCCAAUGACAUCAUCUGUCGGCUGA